This is a messenger RNA of Paraphaeosphaeria sporulosa, 1362 nucleotides long. RefSeq names its product MFS general substrate transporter. Gene Ontology annotation, biological process: transmembrane transport. The transcript has 7 exons. Gene Ontology annotation, molecular function: myo-inositol:proton symporter activity. Lineage: Eukaryota; Fungi; Ascomycota; Dothideomycetes; Pleosporales; Didymosphaeriaceae. The record is from RefSeq and is a predicted model, not a curated record. Gene Ontology annotation, cellular component: membrane. Bases 1 to 1362 code for a protein of 453 amino acids.
AUGCCUGGCCAGCCAGGGUGUCUUUGCUCCCUCGAGUCAGGCGAACUGGUGGAGAGAAUUUGGGCCGUGGAGAGUGGAUCCGUAGCGCCGGGUGUAAUUGGCUCUAACUGCGGAUGUUGGGAUCGUCACGGUUGUUGCCAGCCAGCCUCACCGAGGCACGCGACAAGUCUUGGGGUUACAGACGAGGAAUUGUCUUUGCUCGAGCAUGAGUUGUCGCAUCGAUGGGCACAGCCUUGGGGUUUGUGUUCCACAAGCGCUGCGGUGCAGGGCAUGGACGAAACCGUCGUCAACGGAGCACAACUUUUCUACGCCAGUCAGUUUGGUAUCCGGAGUGAUGAUUGCAGAUCGACUUGGCAAGUCGGCCUCGUAAAUUCCGCGCCAUACGUUUGCUGCGCGUUCGUAUUUUGGCAGAUGUGGGCGGCUUUUGGUAUAAUGCUAGGUUACGCAUCCGACCUCGCGUUCUACAGUGUGCCCGACAAACCGAACACCACAGGACUGAACUGGCGCUUAAUGAUGGGAUCUGCAAUGUUGCCAGCUAUAAUUGUCUGCUGCUUCGUGUUCCUCUGCCCGGAGACACUCCUCUGCCCGGAGUCACCCCGUUGGUUCAUGCCAAAAGGUCGACAUGCCCAAGCUUAUCACACCAUUUGCAGGCUGGAGCUGUGGACUGUCCCGAGAAACAGAAGAGCCAUGCUUGCCAGCGAGAUCGUAAUGUUCAUGCAACAGUUCUGCGGAGUAAACGUCAUCGCGUACUACUCAAGCAGAAUCUUCUCCGACUCGGGCUUCUCAGACCAAUCCGCGCUCGCCGCCUCCCUUGGCUUUGGCGUCAUUAACUUCUUUUUUGCCAUCCCAGCAAUGUACACAAUCGACACAUUCGGUCGUCGCAGCCUCCUCCUCAGCAUCUUCCCAUUCAUGGCGCUCUUCCUGCUCUUUACGGGCUUCUCGUUGUGGGUACCCUCCGCAAAUGCGCGUGUGGCUUGUAUUGCACUGGGAAUUUACCUAUUUGGUGUUGUCUACAGCCCUCCGUGUCCUUUCUACAUGCGGACGAUCGGGAUUAGUCUCGCCACCACGACAAUGUGGUUCUUCAAUGGGCUGCUAAGUAUCACGUGGCCGAGUCUGCAGCGGGCGUUCAAGCCGCAGGGAGCGUUCGGCUGGUACGCUGCGCGGAAUAUCAUCGGGUGGGUCCUGGUGCUACUAUUCAUGCCCGAAACCAAGGGCGAAACCCUCGAAGAGCUAGAUCAGAUAUUUAGCGUGCCCACGAGCGUACGCGCGGCGUAUGUUCUCCGACAGAUACCGUGUUUCUUCAAGAGGUAUUUGCUCCGGCGGGACAUCCAGCCCGAGCAGCUGUAUGCGACGGAGGAGUGA